CACGCGCUCCCCUCUGUCAUGUUCUGGAGGCUGGGACAACGAAGUCCGUGCAUGUUCGACGACAAUUUCGGAUUUUGCUGGGUGUUUCUUUUUGUGUCUGUUGUCGCUGUUCUGCUCGCAAUGUCCACGAACGCUGAUGAUAGCGAGGGUGCGAAAUAUGCAUCUGUUGAUUUCGAGAUAUUUGGAAACGUGCAGGGAGUUUGCUUCAGAAUGUAUACGGAGGAUCAUGGCAAAAAGCUGGGCGUUAACGGCUGGGUGAAGAAUACUCGACAGGGAACGGUGAUCGGUCAGGUGCAAGGACCACCGGACAAGAUCAAGGAGAUGAAGGCGUGGCUGAGCAGAGUGGGCAGUCCCAGCUCCCGCAUCGACCGUGCCGAGUUCACCAAUGAGAAGGACAUCUCCAAACUGGAGAUCCACGGCUUCGGCACCCGUUAUUGAAACACAGUCCCCCACCCCCCCACCCCCCACCCCCGAAACACAACACUGAAUAAGGGACGACACGGUUAACUGUAGUCUUGCUCAAGUACUGUAGAUUUUUCAAUGGUAGCAGCUCUAUGGAAGACCAUUUGAAGAGUUUGGUUACAAAACGCUAUAUCCACCAUUUUAAUGAAUUUUCAUAAAUAUUUUUUUUACAUUUUGCAAGUAAUUACAGCCGAACUGUAUUGGUUUAUGUUUAGUUGAUUUAUCUUUACUCAAUCAAAACAAAACAACUGCAUUUUUUUAUUGAUAUUACCUGAAAUACACAAUUAAAUAACAUGACUUUUUCAUGUUUUUAAAAAUGGAUAUAUAGCGUUUUGGAAUCAAACUCUUCAUUUUCAGUUCUUUGGUAGAAUUGAAAAAUGAAGACAAUUCUUUCGUAGCAGCACUAUUGAAGACAAUUACUAACGUGUGAUAUGCCUAAUGUCCAACCUUCAAUAUGGGAAUCUUUGAGUACAAAAGUACAGAUGUUCAAACUUUGAUUCGUCUCAUAAUCUUUAUAUCUUACUAUUAAUCUUGAGCACUUUAAAAUGGCACUUUAAUAUUAUUUUGAUAUUUCUCUGUCACUAUUACUGAAAUGUUACAGGUGAAGAAACGUGCCUUUGGACAGUAAUGGACAGUGUGGGUGGAAAUGCAGCUACAGGUAUAUGCAGAAAAAUAAAUGCAAGAAAAUGCACUCUUAUCUGACUAACUGGAAAAAAAAAACUUAAGUUUGCACUAUCUAGCUCUUCCUGAGGUCACUGCUAAUGGCUGUUGUGACAGCAAGAAGUUCAUUAAAAAAUGAUAAAUGUAAGGAGAGGUCUAUUUAUUUGUGUAGUAUGGGUAGUAUGGGUAUGGGUUAUUAAAUUGAAAUGUAAUGUCAUGAAACGUGCCAAAAUGUUACCCUGGAAAAUGCACAUAAAAAAAUAAAAUAUCAG
Messenger RNA from Sardina pilchardus (European sardine), 1394 nucleotides. It is a transcript of the gene acyp2, whose product is annotated as acylphosphatase 2, muscle type. Gene Ontology annotation, molecular function: acylphosphatase activity. The record is from RefSeq and is a predicted model, not a curated record. Bases 19 to 438 code for a protein of 139 amino acids. Lineage: Eukaryota; Metazoa; Chordata; Actinopteri; Clupeiformes; Clupeidae. The transcript has 4 exons.